AGGCGGAAGGGGAUUCCUUGUACGGGACCCCCAAGGAGGAACUUGGCCCCGUGAUCGGCGAGGCGAAGGCCUCCUUCAUGCGAAGUCAGCUGGAGGCCCUCUUCCAGCCUUCCGAUAACAAACUGGCUAUGAAGCUGUUCGGUAGCAAAAAAGCGCUUAUGAAAGAGAGGAUAAGACAAAAAGCGGCUGGCCAUUGGGUCAUCCACCCGUGCAGCAAGUUCAGGUUAUACUGGGACUUGUGUAUGCUGUUCUUUCUGGUGGCGAACCUAAUCGUCCUUCCCGUGGCCAUCUCCUUCUUCAACGACGACUUGUCCACCCGGUGGAUCGCCUUCAACUGCCUCUCGGAUACCGUCUUCCUCUUGGACAUCCUCGUCAACUUCAGAACGGGUAUCAUGAACCAGGACAAUUCGGAGCAAGUGAUCCUGGAUCCUGGUAUGAUUGCGAGGCAUUACCUGAGGACGUGGUUCUUCCUGGACCUCAUCAGCUCCAUCCCAUUAGACUAUAUCUUUCUCAUUUUUAACAAGGACUACCAGGAGAAUUACCAGCUGUUGCACGCGGGGCGGGCCUUGCGGAUCCUACGGCUGGCUAAGAUGCUCUCCUUGCUCAGGCUACUCAGGUUGUCCAGGCUGGUUCGGUAUGUCAGCCAAUGGGAAGAAGUCUACAUGGAUGGCAUAGCAACAUUUACCCACACCGUUGGCCUCUACAGGUAUCUGAUUGGUAACUGCGGUGAACCCUGUGCCUCCAAGUUCUUGAACAUGGCAAGUGUAUUCAUGAAAAUAUUCAAUCUUAUAUGCAUGAUGCUUCUUAUCGGACACUGGAGUGGAUGCCUUCAGUUCUUGGUGCCAAUGUUACAAGGAUUCCCGCCCAAUUCUUGGGUCGCCAUCAACGAACUACAGCAUGCCUUCUGGCUGGAACAGUACUCAUGGGCGCUGUUCAAAGCCAUGUCCCAUAUGUUAUGCAUCGGCUACGGGAGAUUUCCGCCACAGAGUCUGACCGACAUGUGGCUAACUCUACUCAGUAUGAUCAGCGGCGCCACAUGCUAUGCUCUGUUCUUGGGGCACACUACAAAUCUAAUACAAUCUCUAGAUUCUUCAAGACGGCAGUAUAGAGAAAAGUUAAAGCAAGUAGAAGAAUAUAUGGCGUAUAGGAAGUUGCCCAGGCAGCUAAGGCAUAGAAUUACGACUUACUUCGAGCACAGGUACCAGGGCAAAUUCUUCGACGAAGAAGAAAUUCUAGGAGAGCUUUCGGAAAGGCUAAGAGAGGAUGUAAUCAACUAUAACUGUAGAGCAUUAGUUGCUUCUGUUCCUUUCUUCGCAAAUGCAGACCAGAACUUUGUAAAUGAUGUAGUGACGAAGUUACGGUAUGAGGUGUUCCAGCCUGGUGACGUCAUCAUCAAAGAAGGUACUAUUGGCACCAAAAUGUAUUUCAUCCAAGAAGGCAUCGUUGACAUUGUUAUGAGCAAUGGGGAAGUAGCUACCAGUCUCUCCGAUGGAUCCUAUUUUGGAGAAAUUUGUCUACUGACGAAUGCUAAACGGGUGGCGAGUGUCCGUGCGGAGACGUACUGCAAUCUAUUCUCUUUGUCAGUGGAGCACUUCAACGCCGUCCUCAACAUGUAUCCGCUGAUGCGGCGGACCAUGGAGUCGAUCGCAGCCGAGCGCCUGAACAAGAUCGGCAAGAACCCAAGCCUCGUCUCGAACCGCGAGGACCUGCAGCAUGACCUGAAGGCCGUCAACGCCAUCCUGCUGUCCACGCACGAGCACGAUAAUCCUUGUGACAGCAGUGACGACAGCGACGGCUUGCCACCAGCCUUCCGCAACAAGAAGCUCAAGAAGCACUCCAUUGCCAUGGCAGUUUCAAAGACCCUGAGGAAUGCCCUUCCGAGGCCUAAGUCUGAGAGCUGCUUCAACAACAUGGAGCAGGGAGGUCGGCCUGAAACCAGCUUCCUACAGCGGUCAGAGACCUUUUACCAGUCGACGAGCCUUGCGCCGCCACCCCCGGAGAGCAGCAACCAGUUGCGGCCAUGAACAACCACCGUGCCUCUUACCACCUCUGGACUGUGAAGAGAUGGCCCCAAAGCGACGUCAGUGAGAGAAUGCCUCACUCGGUUUUGCGUAAUCACCAUUGAGAAAGCUCAUUUUCUCAUGAAUGUCCCAAAUGUCCAGCUGUAAAAUAUCGUAUUGUUUCUGUGUGCUUCAUACCCACUUUUAAAAUUUAGGAUGGGGCGAGUGUUUAAAGAUUCGGUUUUUGCAAUGCUUUUUUUUUUUUCAUUUCUUCGAAUUAUUUUAUAUACAUGGAAGACAGAAGAUAAAGUGACUUGUGAUGAGGUGUAAAAAACCAAAUUUGAACCUUGUGCCACGACAGUGCAGCUGGACGAUGAAAAGAGUUAAGUGAUCAACCGAGUGAGGCUAUAUCCAUUCGGUGGUGCAAAAACUUUCUAAUCUAAUGAAAAGUCGCAGGAACCUACACUGUGACGAGUUGUACAUAGAUGUAGAGAAAAAUAGCCAAUUGUAUAGGAAUCUAUUUUUUUCUGUACACGACUUUUACGUAAUGCACAAUCAACGUAGAAGCCGGCCGUCAAUGGACAAUGGCGGCUCUGUAAAAAGAACUUACCUGAAUUAUAGACAGAGAAAUUUUUUAUACGGAUAGAAAUAUUAAUAAUAUGUUUAUUUGUUGUAAACUGCUGUGUGUCAGCUCAUGAAAGGCCUUAGUGAAAGCCUCGUAUCACUUCUCACGUCAGAUAUCAAAUAGUUUCGAAAUGUUUUGUAAAUCACACUUCUUGUCCCGACACUGCUGCCUCACUUUCUUUACUCAUCCUAUGCAAGAACAGUGUUUUGCACUAAAUGAAACAAAACAGUCGGACUCUUAGAAGCCUCAAUUGCCUGCUAUAAAAAUUCAUAGACCUUUUAUUCAAAUCAACUAUUUAAAAUGUUCACAUUAGUAAGAAUAUUCAAAUGGAACAGUGAAUGCCGUUUGAGUAAAUUUUAGAAAAUGUGAACAUGUUAGAAAUGAUUCUUAAGCUUAAUUUUAUCUUUACAUAUAAAUAUAAAAAGUCAGUAUGCUUUAAAGUGGGAAUUUUUUCCAGUUUUAUUUUCAUAAAUGAUGUAUUUUCAAAAGCGGUGUUAAUUUUAAAGAAAUAUUAUUAAAACUACAUAGCACACACAUACUUACAUAGCACAGCUAAGAAAGACUUCAAAGCUUAUUUAUAAAACUACAUUUACGUGGCUAGCCUUGUGUUUACGUAAAAUGCAAUAGAUAUAUCUUUUUGCUUUAUUAUGAUCAUAUUCAGGCACAAAAUCUAAGUUCAAUCUUUUUGCAUUAUUAUGAUCAUAUUCAGGCACAAAAUCUAAGUUCACCUCAGAAUAAUAUAGUUACUCAAAUAAUGAUACACAAAUAAAAUUACUUUAACUGUUAAUAAAACAUAGUGUUUCGUUGUUUCAUAUAUAUGUAAGAGUAAAACAAGAAGUUCAUGUUUCAGUUAUUUUAAUUAUUUUUGAAGACAUUUUCAAAUACAGCAUAUCAACAAUAGUAACUGCUAUCUUCCUUGCAUUAUUAAGAUAAUGCAUUUUUCAGUUACAGAAUAUAAAAGACAUAUUAUUUAGAUAAUUCAAAUAUAAAUUCGAUGAAAUGGUAAUAUUGACUAAAUUAUAGUAAUAUUAACGAGUUAGAUUUUCUUCAAAUAAGUAAUGUUUGUUAAUUUUUAGUGCAAGCAUUUCCAGAAAUUUAUAUAAAACUAUACUAACAGAUUUUAGCAGUUUAUGUAAAACUAUAUCUAAGAUUCUUAUUAUAUUGUACCAGUAGUAUGUCUUGUUUUAAUUCUCGGUUCUGUUUUCUUCUAAAAUUUAUCGCAAAAACUUUGUUCUCCGACUUGAAGCAAAUUUGCAUAACAAAAUGGAAUUAAAUGGAUGGUGCUUAUUGCACAAAUGCAAUUAAGAGAAUUAACUCUAAAAAAUAUUCUUAUAAUUUAUUUUCAAAUGGACGUUAAAUAAAACUGAAUUGUCCAUUCGUCAAAAACAAAACAAUUUCCUAACCCGUUUCAAAAAAUUUAUAAAUAAAAAAUGUCUUUUUCUAAAUAUUUUCUCAUAUUAACAACAGUUUUUAAUAUGAAGAAACAUUCAAAAUCGUUUAUGUCUCUGACAGAUAAUAAGAAAUUUAAUUUUCGUCAUUCAUAGAUAAUUAGCAAUUUCAUUUCAUUUUCAUAAGCGAGUCUCAAAUUUUAAUUCAUGAGAACAAAUUUAAAUUUACCAUUAAAAGAGAAAUAAAAUGAAUUCCUUCGAAUUACAAGUCUCUUAUCUUUUAUAGUCCUUUUUUUUAAUUAUAAGUCCUUUGAAAAAUGAAAUACACUAUCAAAGCUACAUACAUUCAAAAGUAAAACUUCGGAUUUCCUUUUGAUUGUUUUCUUUCGAUGUGUAUAAACAAGUUACAUAAAAUAUUUCUCAAAACUAUGAAAAUUUAAUGAACAUAAUAAUUCAAUAAAGAAUAAAAAAACAAGACCCACAUUAAAUAUUCCAUUCAUUUGCCCCGAUACCAGUUGAUACAAAAGUUACUUAACUGUUUAUUACGUCUAAACAUUUUCCCGUUCAAAAGAAUAAACUGUGUCUUAAGAAAUAGUAAGAUAUUCCGAAUAAAAUGUUGAAUACGGAUAAAACAAAAUUGAAAAGCUCUAAUUAUAGAACACUUCAUUAAAAAACUAAAAUUAAAAAAUCGGUAUCUGCUUAAAUCUAGUUUUACUAAAUGUUGGAAUGAUGUCAUGAAAUCCUGAUUUCGAUCACAAUACAAAAGAUAUUCUUGAAUAUAUUGCUCUAAAUUUUAUCUUAGCAAUCAAUUACUUGGUCUGAAACAUAUCAUUUAUCGUGCAUAAUGGCAAAUAACAACUACUGAAGUUUAACUUCACAGCCACAACAUAAAAUCCGUAACAUAUUUAAAAAUGGUUAAAAAAUUAUCUACAUACAUGUUAUAAUGAAUUAACUUCAUUAUUUUUAUAUUUUGAAAACACACUUCUUUUUCCAAUAACAGAUUGUGAACAGUUACAGUGUAACACAGUCCAUUAAUCUAUACAAGGUCAGAUGUGGUGGUCUCUUUAUUUUCGAGGUACCUAAUAGGUGGGCCACCAUCGUAUCCUAUGAAGGGUCGGGCAGUUACAAACAUGCAUUCUCCAGGAUUCGAACCCUGACCCUUCGGUAUCGCAGUCAGGCGCUUCCCUAAACACUAUAGCGUCUGGGCGGCUGAUUACACGUAAUUAUGUAAUUAAAAAAAACAUGUAAUUGUUUAACAUGUAGCUCAAAACGUUUUUCAUAUAUUUUUUAUAAUAACUAUAUAUCAUUUUAUUUGACAGGCUUUUAAGCAGAUAUAAAUUAUAUGUGAUGUAUUUUUAUAAAUUCUUGUAUCAUCUUUCAAAAAGUAACAUGACUCAUAAUUUUAAGUCUUACAAAUUUUAAGAACCUUUCUUAAGUGAUUUUCUCUGCUAAAGUUUUUAUUAAUUUUAUGCUGUACAGGUGUGUCGUAGUUUAAUUAGUUAUUCCGAUUUCUUAAGAUACGUAUUUGCUCCUUCUCUCGCAAAUCAAUUCCGAUCAGACAAAUGAAUAAAUAAAAAAACAAAAAAAUUGCGCAAAUAUUAACAAAAACAGACGAAAAUUUCUAAAAUUACUUGUAAUGAAUUAAAUUGCAACUUUGAAAUCAAUUAAAUUGCAAUGUGAAGUUCCUGAAAGUAAUCUGUAGGAUAUAAUUAAUAUUUCAAUGACCAUUUUUUGUACACUCCUCAUUGUGUAGUUUUGAUAUAUUUCACAUUCGUGCAAAUAAGACACUCACAAAGCUACACACAAGUAUUAAAUAGCUUUUUAACAAUUAGAAAACGUCAUUAUAUGGAUUUUUAUUUUUGAAUGGGGCAACUAAAAUUAAGCUACGCCAAAUUACUUAAAAAAGCAAAGUAUACACAUCUAGCUACAUAAGCGAAAGAGCUCCCACUUUAAUAGCGGAAAAUGUUUCUUAAUGUAAACCGAGGUAUGUUAUAAUGGUGCUAGAAAAAUUAUUUUUUAAUAAAAAAAGGAUCAGGCUUUCACGAAAUUAGAUAUUACCUGCGUUAUGGAAUGAGAAGUGAUGCGAGGGUACAGAUUACAGUUAGAGAGCUGUAGUUUAGUGAUUAUUUUAGAUACUGCGUAGUGCGUAGCUCUUUAGCGUGGGUUCAAGUGUAAUGAGCUUAGCAUUUUUCAGCCAUUGAUGUGACAUUUAUUUUUGUAGAGCUUUUCUUUUCAAUAACAAUAUGAUUACAACGAGACGUAUAAAGUUUAAGGGUGUGUGAAAAACUUCCUUAAUUGUUUUCUAUGAUUUCUCAAGAAUGCCCUUCGAGCUUCUAAAUGAGAGUUUUGUAAACUGCUUUGUGUUUUUAAUGUCGAACUUAUUAAAUAAUGAAAAAUUCUUGUUUUAAAUAUAAACAUAUUAAAACAUAUAAUACAUGUUAAAUAUAUAAUACGUAUUAAAAUACGCAGCCAAAAUUUUAGGAAACAAUAUUCUUAACUAUUUUGAGCAGUACUGUGCUAUUAAGAGCAAUCAUAAGAAAUCUGCUAUCAUCUCAUUUUGCUCUUCUAUUAGUUGUAAAAUUUCCCGGAUUCCCCAUGAUAUCAACUUAUAUCAUUUUUUUAUAAUUAAAAUUUGUCAUAAUUAGAUCCUACUUUAGAUUUUAAUAUUUAAUUUCAUAAUAUUCCUAAUUAAUACGCCUUAAUUUGAUGAAAUUAAAUUUUAAUUUAAAAUUUUCGCAUAAAUCAUGACAGACUUUUAUAACAGAAAAUAAGAAAUUAAUAAAUCUUUAUCGGUUGUCGUCUAAGUCCCUCAAUUGCGUUUAUUAAAUUUUAGGUCUUUAAAAUGUUUUCUUUUCUCUUUCUUCUUUUUGAUCCAAUGAAAUUUCAUGAAAUGUUGCACAUAAAUUGGCUAUGUAAAUGUUAUUUCGCAUUAAGAAUGAAAAUAUAUCCUAAUAUUUAAUUUACUUUUUAUUACCAAUACAUGAUACCAAAAAUACAUCUUUUCUUAUACAAAAAAAAAAAAUCCUUGGUCGAAUAUUUAAACUCUUCUUCAAGAAAUAAAAGCAAGUCUUUAAAUCUAAUGGCAGUUAUUCAGCAACUUCAAAAGAUUCAAGUAAACUUGGCAUAUCUCAUAUACCUACUAAUUAAAUUUUCAAGAAGUUGUCAUUGUUCAGUAAAAUUUAAUUAGAACAAAAUUUUCAGACAAAAUCAUCAGUUUGGUAAUGAAGUCGUCGAGGACAAUUUUUCCCUAAUGCAAUUCAGUUCAAAAUAACAUUUUUAUUAUCACACUCAUAUACAAUAAUGAACAACAGCAAUUUUACUUUACUUUUAAAAAUGGUGAUUUCAAAUUAAAGAAUGUAUGUUUGAAAUUUAAUUCAGAGGUAGUUGUGAACACUGAUAUUGUUUUUAAUUGAAAGAAGAAACCGAUAAUUUAUUAAUGCAUUAUUAGUUGCAUUGUAAAAAACGUAAUCUUUCCUUUUAAAUCAAAAUUUAGGAACUCGUGGGGCAUUCAUUCAUACUAAUUUGAAAUUUAUGUUUUACUGUUUUAUGGGCUAUGCUUUUAUAUAUUAUCUAUGAAUACCUUUAUUGGUUUUUAAUGUAUAUUGCGAAAGCAUUAUGUUCGCAGAUUUUUUUAUAUUUAAACAUAUUUCAUAAAAUGGAAAAAGAAAGCAAAUGUUAAAAGAACAUAAAAGUUAUAACUAUAUUUAAAUACAUAAUAUACAUAACUGGUCAUUUAAAAGGUGUCAUUUACAUUGAAGCGGCUGAUAUCCUGAUAUCCUUCUAGUUACUAACUUUGUAUUUUUAAACAGAGCAAGAACAACGAAGAACUAAAAUUUUGCUUUUCUUUUUCUUUCGGUCAUACUCAUUUUAUGCAAUGGGAAAAGUUCCGUAGAUGUGCUUAUGGCGACAAAAUCUAACAAAGAAAGUUUUUUUCUAUAAUUUAAGUAUUUCUUCAAUAACAGAACUACAUUUGCAAAACGUUUUCUCAAGGAAAUACGGAAUAUAAAAUACCGAGAAUAAAGUUUCCUAAUUUGGCGCAAAAUUGAUUUUAUCGCCAAGCUGUUUGCUGAACUUAAUCCCACAUAAUAUAUAUUGAAGCCAGCAAUAAAAAUGAAUCCAAGGUUACCUAUUUAAAAUAGGUUAGGGAAUUCAAAUCAGAUAUCAACCUCUAUUUCAGCUCCUGCUGUCGACAGUCUUCUUUCUGUUUUGGAUCAAGUCAAAUAUCAGUAAGAAAUUCAUCAAUAAAAACUAGAUUUUUUUAAUA
This is a messenger RNA of Stegodyphus dumicola, 8277 nucleotides long. It is a transcript of the gene Ih, whose product is annotated as hyperpolarization activated cyclic nucleotide gated potassium channel Ih. Gene Ontology annotation, cellular component: HCN channel complex; membrane. Gene Ontology annotation, molecular function: voltage-gated potassium channel activity. The record is from RefSeq and is a predicted model, not a curated record. NCBI's taxonomy places the organism in Eukaryota, Metazoa, Arthropoda, Arachnida, Araneae, Eresidae. Gene Ontology annotation, biological process: sodium ion transmembrane transport; potassium ion transmembrane transport; regulation of membrane depolarization.